CCCAUUCGUGCUGCUGUUGUGUGUGUGCGUUCGUGUACGCGACGAAAAAAAUAUAAAAUCGUAACGAGCAGAGGAAAAAACGUGUGAAAAAUACAUUAAAAGCGCGGCGCUGUCGUCCAUUAUCUUUCUUCUUCGUCAGUGUUCGUUAUCGUCGUAGUCUCGUCGUCCUUUUUUUUCGUACUCGUCGUCGUUCCGAACGAAGAAAGAAUUGCAUCAACAAGAACAAGAUCGCAGGCAGAAAACACCCACGCAAUGCAAAUGCUUUAAACAUUGACCUCAAAGGAUCAAGAAAGACGACAGGACAACGAGCCACACACACAAAACAGGAGGAGGAGUCUCGUCGCCGAGGUUGUCCACAAAUUGGCAAUAAAUUAUUUACGUGUGUUUGUAUGCGCUACUCUGACGACUCAAUCUCGCAGCCGUCGUCUCUCUCUCACUCCAACUACUCUUUGGCUGUGCCUGCGUCUUCGCCGCUGCUCGUUCUGGUGUUCGUGUGACAACAACACUUCGUUUCGUUCGUGACUAUUGUGUGUGAGAUUGUGUUUGUAAGAGUACCGUUUUCUGGAUCAUUUCAACUCCGAGGCUUGGCAGGGCCGCUCGUGGAGAGAUCAAGAAUAUCAGGGACGAGAGCCAGCAACAGCACCAGAAUCAACAGUAAAUAUUAAGCUCAAGUAUUUAAAAAACGAAAAACGUCGAAGAACUACGUGGAAGAAGUGCAACUCUUAUACAACAACAAAAGCAAAAACAGAAACAACAAAACAAAGCCAAAGCCAAAGUUUAAAGAUUUAUACAACUAAACAAAAAAAAAAAGAGAAGUUAAGGUUCCACAACAUAGGAAAAGGAAAAGCCCCUCUAAGAAUAAGAACACACACAACAAUCUCUUCUUUACGCAAUCAUACAACCAUCCACUACAACCUCCACCACCACCACCACACCCCAGAAAGGAAGAAACCACAAAAGAAAGAACAACCACAGAGUGGGUGGAAAAGGAAGAAAACGUCAAUAUAUAUAUAUAUAUACAUAUAUAUUCGAUUAUAUAAAACAUACAACACCACGCCGACAAAUAAGCAAAAAAGAAACAAACAGAACCUGUUGCUGGCAACAAUGACUUCUCUAGAGGAGCAUAUCGUCUUGGCCCCCGUGGAAGCGGCGGAGUCGUCUCACGUGUCGCUGUGCGACGAGGUAACCAAUCUAUCGGUCCUUGACACGGACACGGAUGUGAGCAACACGAGCAGCAGCUUGAGCAGUUCCAGCAGCUCGAGCAGCUCCAGCUCGGGCACGGACACGGACACCGGCAAGGGCAGCAGCACCGUGGGCAGCAUCGAUGUGACCAGCGUUAGUUCGUCGAGCAUCGGGUCGGCGGGUUCGAUCACAUCGCCGGCCCCAUCAACGGCCAAUUCGAAUACAUCGUCGGGCCUGGGCAUGGGCCUGGGUCUGGUGGUGGACAUAGAUAGCGCGGCGAGCAGUCAGGAGCUGAGCAGCCAUGGCGUCACCGAGCUAGACUCGCUGGAGGACUCGUGCGGCAGCCUCAUCAAGGAUGGGGAUAAGCUCUGCAAAUUGUGCAGCUCUCGGCUGGUUAUGCCCCGUAUCUUGGCCUGCCUGCAUGUCUUUUGCGAGGAUUGUCUACAGGCCCUGGUGGCCACAGAUUCGGUGUCGGCCAGUUCGCCCAAUAGCUGUUCCUCAUCGUCCUUUGACGGCAGCGAGCAUCAGCACCGUUUGCCCACGCUGUUGGGGUGUCCCGUCUGCAAGGAAGUCACCCGACUGGGCCCCAAGGGGGUCAAGGGACUCACAUACGAUUAUAUUUUGACCAAUAUACUGGAUCUAUCGAACCUCGAAUCGGAGCAGAUACCCUGCACCUCGUGCAAAAGCAAGGAAGAGGCCAUAUCCCGGUGCAAUGAUUGUGCCAACUUCUUGUGCAACGGCUGCGACAAUGCCCACAAGUAUAUGCGUUGCUUUGAGAACCAUCAGGUGGUGCGCAUCGAGGAUCUACAGAAGAACGUCCAGGACAAGCUGUUCAUCCACAAGCCCGUUUUCUGUAGCCAGCAUGUUAGCGAGAAUCUCAAAUACUAUUGCUUCACGUGCCAGGUGCCCACCUGCAAUGAUUGUCUGCUGGGCGAUCACAAGGGCAGCGAUCAUCACUACGAGACGGCCAUCGUUGCCGAGCAGGCGGUGCGCGCCGAUCUGGAUGACCUCAUUUCCGCGACUCUAAAGAAGGCCGACUACUGCAAUGAUGCCACCGGGAAUCUGAGCAGCGCCCUCACCGAACUUCAAGCCCAAAACGACAUGGUCCAUCAGCAGAUCGAGGAUAGCUAUAAGAUGUACAAGCGCAUGCUCGAGAAGAUCAGAGACGACCUGAUCAACGAACUGGGGCGUCUGCACUCCGAUCGCGAGCUCAAGAUCAUGGAUCUCAUGCAGAGUCUGGAGAACAAUUCCGGCCGAUUGCAGCAGGCAGCACAGUUUGGCCAGCGGGCCAUUGACAAGGGCAAUGCCGUGGAGUUUCUCCUUCUGCAGCCCCUCAUCACAGACCAGUGCAAGAAGCUGAUGGAGCAGACACCCAAAUGCGACAUCAACUACCAGAUACAGUUUGAGACAAAGCCGGAAAGGUUCGAGCAGUUCGCCCGAAAUAUGUUUGGUAAAUUUGAGACCGAAUCCAGCUGCAGUCCGGUGGAUACGCCCAAGCCAUUGUCUCCGGUGCCAUCGUCGCACCAUCAGCACCAGCAGCACUCGAAGCAGCAGCAGAAACAGCAACAGAUGCAGUCGCAGAUCCCAUUGAAAUCGCAGCAUCAUUCUACGCCUCUGAUUGUGGGCCAUGGCCAUGGCCAUGUCCAAGGUGGGAACUCCUCCACGCGCGGCAGCUCCUCCGUACAGGGACGCCUCAGUUCGGCUGUGUUCAGUCCCAAUUCGUUGCCAUCCUCGAUUCCUAACUCCUUCGAUGGGGAUAACUCGGCCAUGACUAGCUUCUCGCUGAUGAGCACUCUGCCACCGGACUCGCCCUCGCAGCUGCAACAGGCGCCCCAGUUGCCGCCGCUACCACAAAUGCCCCAGAUGCCACAGCUGCCUCAGAUGGCGCAGCAACAGGCACAGCAGCAGCAGGCGCAGGCGCAGCAGCAGCUACAGCAGAAGCAGCAUCAACAUCAACAACAGCAGGCACAGCAGCAACAGGCGCAGCAGCACCAGCAACAACAAGUGGUACUCCAUCAACCGCAGACGCAACAGCAGCCCAUGCCACCGCAAAUUGCCCAACUGGUGACGCCCCAAGGCAUUGUGCAAGUGCAGCAGCAACAGCAGCAGCAGGCUCCUCAUGUCAAUCUGAAUGCCGGACCCGGACCCAACAUGGCCGCACUUAAUGGCAUGGCCGGAGGCGGCGGUGGUGGCCCACCCUCGUCCUUCAGCAUGCUGGAAUACAAUAUCUCAAGGCUGGCCAGUCUUAACGAAACAAUGUCCGAUUCCCUGACCGAGGCACUGGCCGUGGGCGGUGCUACUGCCGUACCGAAUGUGGCUCAGGUAACCGCUGGCCCAGCUGUGCCCGGCGGCGCCGGAGCUUCGCACCACCAACAGCAGCAGCAGCAGCAGCAGCAACAACAACAGCAGGCUGUUAUGCCCGCCUCUGCGGUGACGCCCAGUCAACCAAUCACUCUGGCGGACAUUCUGUCCGGCGAUCAGCGGGCUCUUAACAAUCUUCAGGCCCUGGCCAAAUUGGGACUCAAUAAUAAUGAUGAUCUGUUGUCGAGCGAAAGCUCAUCGGGAAUUGAUUUUUUAUCAGAUUUCUGCCUGCCAGCUGCCACCUCGCCCAGCCUCCAGGCCCUCAAUCCGAUUGUCGGCGGCGUCGAGGAUAUCGGCCUCAACAGUUUCCAUGCCGUUGCCCCCCCGGGCACCACCAAUGUGGUGACAGGCCGCAACAAGGCCACACCCAUGCAGAUCAGAUGCAAAUUCGGUUCCCUGGGCACGGCCAAGGGGCAGUUUAAUUCCCCACAUGGCUUCUGCCUUGGCGUUGAUGAGGAGAUCAUCGUUGCGGAUACAAACAAUCACCGGAUCGAGGUCUUUGACAAGAUGGGUGCCCUCAAGUUCCAAUUUGGGGUAGCCGGCAAGGAGGAGGGUCAACUCUGGUAUCCCCGGAAAGUGGCCGUCAUGCAUAAUAAUGGAAAAUUUGUGGUUUGCGAUCGCGGCAACGAGCGCUCCCGUAUGCAGAUAUUUUCAAAAUGUGGACAUUUUAUGCGGAAAAUUGCCAUCAGAUAUAUUGAUAUUGUUGCCGGACUGGCCGUCACCGCAAAGGGUCACAUUGUGGCCGUAGAUAGUGUCUCCCCCACUGUCUUUGUCAUCUCCGAGGAGGGGGAGCUGGUGCGCUGGUUUGAUUGCAGUGACUAUAUGCGUGAGCCCUCUGAUAUUGCCAUACGCGACAAUGAUUUUUACGUUUGCGAUUUCAAGGGUCAUUGUGUGGCUGUUUUCCAAGAUGAUGGUACAUUCCUAUAUCGUAUUGGCAAUGAGAAGGUCACCUGCUUCCCCAAUGGCAUUGAUAUAUCGAAUGCCGGUGAUGUCCUCAUCGGGGACUCGCAUGGAAAUCGCUUCCAUGUGGCCUGCUAUUCGCGCGAGGGCGUCCUCCAAUCGGAGUUUGAGUGUCCCCAUGUCAAGGUUUCACGCUGCUGCGGCCUGAAAAUCACAUCCGAGGGAUAUGUGGUCACUCUGGCCAAGAACAAUCACCACGUUCUCGUGCUGAAUACGCUCUAUGUUCACUGAUUGCAAAUUAAAGCCCGCAACAAUCGUCCGUCAGUCGACUUGAUCAAAUACAAUUACAAAUACUCGUCAGGGAAGAUAUACGGCUGUCGUCGUCACCUGAUGCCCGGCCAUACACACAAUGCUAUCUGUCAUAUAUUGGCCAGAAAGCAGCAGAAAUACGAAAACAGGAUGAACAACGCUAAUGCCAAUGCCAACGGAAAUGCCAAUGCCAACACAAGCGGCAGUGGCACCCAAAACAGCCAACAACAACAGCAACAACAACAACAGCUGCAGCCGCCACCGCAGCAGCCACCAGCGCCGGGGCCGCUGCAGCCGCAUUCGGUCAUGGAUCAUCUACCAAACAGUCGCAAUCCGAUUGAAACUAACAGCUACAUCUUCAACCACAACUAUAAGAGCAUCAAUUGCGACAAAAUCAACGUCAAUGUCACUAGCAACGUUAACGCCAACACCAACACCAACAAUUGCCAGCAAUGAAGUGUAUAUAAUCGAAAAUGUACAUAUACAUAUAUAUAUGUAAUAUAUACAUAUAUUAAAGUUGGAAAAAUACAAGGACAUAUAAAAAAAAAACAAAAACAAAAUCUCGAAAACCAAAAAUCCAAAAACAAAACAAAGCGCAUAACAACGGCGACAAAACAACAACAAAAUGAAAUGAUAAAACAAAAUGCAACAAAUACUAUUUUUGAUCUCUAAUUUAAAAAAACAAAACAAAACAAACAAAAAACAAUUAGCGCUACUAUUAAAAACAAAACAAAACCAAACAUCCAACAAAUCUAACAAACGAAAAACCAACAACAAAUAUUUUACUUAGUCUAAAAAAAAAAACCUAAACAAAAAAAAAACAAGUAAAACAACAAAAAUGAAAAACCGAUAUUUUCAAAAUGUUUUUUAAAAACUUUUUUUAAUCUGUUUUUCAUUAUACUUUUUGUCAUAAGGUUCUGUUCUUGUUAAAAUUGUCAUAAAA
Drosophila miranda is the source of this 5695-nucleotide messenger RNA. RefSeq lists its product as uncharacterized. Gene Ontology annotation, cellular component: chromatin; nucleoplasm. Lineage: Eukaryota; Metazoa; Arthropoda; Insecta; Diptera; Drosophilidae. Bases 1105 to 4734 code for a protein of 1209 amino acids. Gene Ontology annotation, biological process: positive regulation of DNA-templated transcription. The transcript has 8 exons. Gene Ontology annotation, molecular function: protein binding; ubiquitin-protein transferase activity; zinc ion binding. The record is from RefSeq and is a predicted model, not a curated record.